CAUUUUCCAGACAGCAAAAUCUGAUGAUGGACUUAGAAUUAAACUUCAAUUCAACAUCUAGCAGCACUGCUGUGGAUUCAAAGAUCGCUCCUGCUGUGGUUCUGGGUUUUUGUUGUUUGGUGGGUUUGCCGAGCAACAUUGCAGUAAUCAUCAGCAUUGCUCGUGACUGGAACACAAAUCUGAGCUUCACUUUAAAACUGAUGCUCAACCUUUCAGUCUCUGAUGCUUUGAGUCUUUGUUUGGCUCCUUUUGUGCUGUUUGCAAUACUAUUUGGAUGGAAAUAUGGCCUGUGGUUUUGUAGGAUUCUGUUCUUCUUGGGUCACUGGAGUCUGUAUGUCGGUGUCCUGACGGUCACGUCCAUGAGUGUGCACCGCUAUCACAAUGUCAUCAAGACAAGGGUCGCUAAUAGGAUGAUUCUGCACAGACUGGAGCGACGACACAGACACCUUCAGCUGAUCUGCAUCUGGACUCUCGCCUUUGUUUUUGCCUUACCAGUUUGGUUUACUCAAGAACUCAAAGACAGAGAUGGAUUCCAAAGAUGUCAGAGGACAAUGAGCUCACAGUCUGUAGGUGUGACUGUCUUACUUCUUGAGAUCCUGUUGGGCUUUUUCAUUCCAUUUUUAAUCAUGUUGACAUGUUAUCUGUGGUUGCACAAAGGAUUGAGACAAAACUCGAGUUUAACCAGAGCUCCACAGGAGCAGGAAUCCAGAAACAAGGGGUCAAACGUUAGGAAUUACAAGAAGAGACUUGUGAUCAACAUUGUUGUGGCUUUCUUUGUAUUUUGGACUCCUGUUCACAUCACCAAUGUGAUUGAUAUAGUCAUUAUCCUGACUAAUCCGGAUGAUCAUUCACAGCUGAAGUUUUUCCGUCAUGUUUUUGGUGACACAAGCAAGGCUCUCGCUUUACUAAACUGCUGUCUGAAUCCUUUUCUUUAUGUUUUCAUUUCAAGGAAUGUUAUAAAAUGUAUUAAGCGAGAACACACCAAGAUGACACCAAAAAAAAUCUGUGUGACAAAUUGUGUGUGAACACACCAAAUGGACGUCCACACCAGAAGAAAACACCAGACUACGUUCAUUGACAUGCUGAAUCGGGUCAACUCUGAUGUGAGGCAACGUAUCAAACACAUCACAAAAUUAGACAAACAGAUGCUCACAGAUGGCCUAUAACCCCAAAAUGUUUAUUUCACAGGAUCACAAAACCUCUGCUAUAUCAAUUAAUACCUUUGUUCAGGUAAUACCUUUGUUUAUUUCCAAUGUAUACAAGCUGGAUAAAUGCAAUUCUAAAAUCUAUGA
Messenger RNA from Danio aesculapii, 1292 nucleotides. RefSeq names its product leukotriene B4 receptor 1-like. Lineage: Eukaryota; Metazoa; Chordata; Actinopteri; Cypriniformes; Danionidae. The transcript has a single exon. Gene Ontology annotation, molecular function: G protein-coupled receptor activity. Gene Ontology annotation, biological process: G protein-coupled receptor signaling pathway; immune response. The record is from RefSeq and is a predicted model, not a curated record. The coding region runs from base 24 to 1025 and encodes 333 amino acids. Gene Ontology annotation, cellular component: membrane.